Molecule: messenger RNA, 741 nt
Organism: Necator americanus (New World hookworm)
Lineage: Eukaryota; Metazoa; Nematoda; Chromadorea; Rhabditida; Ancylostomatidae
Exons: 1
Coding region: 1-741 (246 amino acids)
Molecular function (GO): oxidoreductase activity, acting on the CH-OH group of donors, NAD or NADP as acceptor
Source: RefSeq, a predicted model, not a curated record
AUGCUUGGUGGAAGAAUAGCUGUAGUGACUGGUGGCGGCUCUGGUAUUGGUCGUGCGAUUUGUCAACGUUUAGCAAAUCAUGGAGCUAAGCUCAUUGUAGCCGAUAUGAACGAGAAUGCAGCUAUGGAUACGGUGGGAAUUUUGGGGGAAUCCACCGAACACUCUGCCUUUGGUUGUGAUGUAAGCAAGCCCGAUGAUGUCGCGAAACUUCAUGAGUUCAUCAUCCAACAGAAGAAAUCUCCCCCAAAUAUUGUUGUCAACUGUGCUGGCAUUACGAGAGACUCGACUUUGAUGAAGAUGUCUGAGAAAAAUUUUGAUGACGUUGUAGGUGUAAAUUUGAAAGGAGUAUUUUUGGUAACGCAAAUGUUUGCGAAAUCUGCUGUUUCCAGAAACACACCUCUUUCAGUGAUAAAUGUGUCCUCCAUCGUUGGAAAAGUGGGUAAUUUUGGUCAGUGUAAUUAUGCUGCAACAAAAGCUGGUGUAGUAGCGUUUGGAAAAUCUGCUGGAAAAGAACUUGCUCUGAAGGGAGUUCGAGUCAAUACUGUUAUGCCCGGAUUCAUACGAACUGCAAUGACAGCUGCUAUGCCCGAAAAGGUACUGAACAAUAUAUGUGCACAAAUACCGAUGGGACGUAUGGGAGAGCCAGAAGAAAUCGCUGAUGCUGUGCUGUUUCUCGCCUCGGAUUUGUCGAGUUACAUGACUGGAGCGACUAUUGAAGUAACUGGCGGGUUACACAUGUGA